UUAGAACGCUUUCCAGAAGUGAUGGAAAGGGGUGGGCAGGACGACUAAAUAUAGUCCUGGGGCCAAGACAGCCUGGGAGGGUCUGUCUGUGAUUCACUCUGUGCCCUCACCAGUGGGGUCCACUGCUAGCUGCGCCUGUGAGCCCCCGACUCUGCUCUGAGCUUGCUGUUUGCCUUUUGCCUGUUUUCAGACACAGCUCUGACCCUGCUAAGUUUGGGCCUGACCUUGAGUGGGCCUCCCAGGACUCUCUUUUUGCCCAAGAUCUCCAACCAGACCUGACCGUCAUGUCGGCUGCGCCGGGCCUCCUGCACCAAGAGCUGUCCUGCCCGCUCUGCCUGCAGCUGUUCGAAGCGCCGGUGACGGCCGAGUGCGGCCACAGCUUCUGCCGCGCCUGCCUGAGCCGCGUGGCUGGGGAGCCGGCGGCGGACGGCACGGUGCCCUGCCCGUGCUGCCAGGCACUCACGCGGCCACAGGCGCUCAACACCAACCUGCAGCUGGCGCGCCUGGUGGAGGGGCUGGCGCAGGUGCCGCAGGGCCACUGCGAGGAGCACCUCGACCCGCUCAGCAUCUACUGCGAGCAGGACCGAGCGCUCGUGUGCGGCGUGUGCGCCUCGCUCGGUUCGCACCGCGGCCACCGCCUGCUGCCCGCCGCCGAAGCCCAUGCGCGCCUCAAGACGCAACUGCCCCAGCAGAAGCUGCAGCUGCAGGAGGCGUGUAUGUGCAAGGAAAAGAGUGUGGCUGUGCUGGAGCACCAGCUGCUGGAGGUGGAGGAGACGGUGCGUCAGUUCCGGGGGGCUGUCGGGGAUCAGCUGGGCAAGAUGCGGGUGUUCCUGGCGGCACUGGAGGGCUCCUUGGAUCGGGAGGCAGAGCGUGUGCGGAGUGAGGCGGGGGUCGCCUUGAGACGAGAGCUGGGCAGCCUGAACUCUUACCUGGAGCAGCUACGGCAGAUGGAGAAAGUCCUGGAGGAGGUGGCCGACAAGCCACAGACAGAGUUCCUCAUGAAAUACUGUCUGGUGACCAGCAGGCUACAGAAGAUCCUGGCAGAAUCACCACCACCUGCCCGGCUGGAUAUCCAGUUGCCUGUCAUCUCAGAUGACUUCAAAUUCCAGGUGUGGAGGAAGAUGUUCCGGGCUCUGAUGCCAGUUAUGAAGGACCUGACCUUUGACCCGAGCACCGCCCACCCGAGUCUGGUGCUGUCUCCCUCUGGCCGCCGCGUGGAGUGUUGCGAUCAGAAGGCGCCGCCGGCCGGGGAGGACCCGUGCCAGUUCGACAAGGCUGUGGCGGUGGUGGCGCACCAGCUACUGUCCGAUGGCGAGCACUACUGGGAGGUGGAGGUGGGCGACAAGCCGCGCUGGGCCCUCGGCGUGAUUGCGGCCCAGGCCAGCCGCCGCGGCCGGCUGCACGCCUUGCCCUCGCAAGGCCUCUGGCUGAUCGGGCUGCGGGACGGCAAGAUCCUGGAGGCGCACAUCGAGGCCAAAGAGCCGCGCGCCCUGCGCACUGCGGAGAGGCGGCCGACGCGAAUCGGGAUCUACCUGAGCUUUGCCGACGGAGUCCUCUCCUUUUAUGAUGCCAGUGACGCCGACGCCCUCGAGCUGCUCUUUGCCUUCCAUGAGCGCCUGCCCGGGCCCGUGUACCCCUUUUUCGACGUGUGUUGGCACGACAAGGGCAAAAACGCUCAGCCGCUGCUCCUCGUGGGGGCUGAUGGCGAGGAGGCCUGAGCCGCCUGCUGGGCUGGGGAGUGUUGCAGGGUCCUCAUGCCUGGAAGGCGGCUGGGCAGGCAGGGGCUGUUGGGACUGAAGGCAGGGCGGAGGGGGUUGGGGACUGGAGACUCUUAAGAGUUCUGAGAUGUUCGGGGUUGGAGGGGUUGGGGUGGGUGUGGGGGAGGGAUAUCUAAAGUCAGGUCAGCGAGGAAACCCCAGUUUGGGAACCAGGAAGCCCCAAGGGUUCCAGCAAGAAAUUGAAGUUGAGGGAAGGAUUGAAAAGGGUCAGGUUUCGGGUCGGGAUGGGGUGGGGGAACUGAAGAACUCUGGAGAGCAAAGAGCCCCUUUUCCCUCCUUCCUGGUGGCCUUGGGGCUUGUGUGUGUGUGUGUGUGUGGAGUCCAGACUCACCACACAGAAAGAUCUUUCCCUUUAUGGUUCUACAACUUAAGGGUGCAUCAAAAUAACUUUUUCAAAGCAUGUGACAGUGACUUGUUGAAGCAGAGUGUUGUGUUUCUGGUUCGCUAGGUCUGGGGGCAGACCAAAAUUUUGCUUUCCUUACAAGUUCCUGGGGCCAUGCUGUUGCUGCAGGUUACAAGUAGGAUCACCUGGAGAACCCCGGACUUGGACCCUGGUCUGUUCAGUCAGCUCUCCAUUACACAGAGGUAGUUAUCAGAUAGCUCUCAGCUCGCAGGAAUAGAAAACCCACACUAUAUUCCUCUGGAGAUUCAACAGUCAUUGAAAAACUGCCAGAUACCAUGCUGAGUGAAUAAACUGACCCCUAACUAGUUC
This is a messenger RNA of Lutra lutra (Eurasian river otter), 2490 nucleotides long. RefSeq names its product tripartite motif containing 72 (gene TRIM72). Gene Ontology annotation, molecular function: zinc ion binding; protein binding. Bases 285 to 1718 code for a protein of 477 amino acids. The record is from RefSeq and is a predicted model, not a curated record. Lineage: Eukaryota; Metazoa; Chordata; Mammalia; Carnivora; Mustelidae. The transcript is spliced from 7 exons.